Molecule: messenger RNA, 910 nt
Organism: Manihot esculenta (cassava)
Lineage: Eukaryota; Viridiplantae; Streptophyta; Magnoliopsida; Malpighiales; Euphorbiaceae
Product: thaumatin-like protein
Exons: 2
Coding region: 11-790 (259 amino acids)
Biological process (GO): defense response
Cellular component (GO): extracellular region
Source: RefSeq, a predicted model, not a curated record
UUCAGACAAAAUGAGGUUGCUAGACAUCACUUCUGCUUUCUCUCUCUUCUUCAUCUUUCAUUCUUUAUUUUCUGGGUGUGCACUAGCCCAUCAAGUUGCAUUUUACGUGCACAACAAAUGCCCAUUUCCCAUAUGGCCAGCAACAGCAGCCAACACAGGCCAUCCAGUAAUAGCUGAUGGUGGAUUCUACCUACCCUCUGGUGAAACUCAACGCAUACUAGCUCCCUGGGAUUGGAACGGCAGGAUUUGGGUUCGCACAGGCUGCAACUUCAGCUCCAAUAGGCAGCCUGCUUGUGAAACAGGGGACUGCGAUGGACGCCUGGCCUGUAAUGGACUCAUAGGCACACCUCCAGCAACUCUAGUUCAAAUCUCUCUCCAAUCAGACAAAAGCAAGCCAAAUUUCUACGAUGUCAGCUUAGUUGAUGGAUACAAUCUUCCUGUUUCUGUCACGACUAAACAAUCUUCACCCAAGUGCGCCAUUGGAGGUUGCUAUAGGAGCUUGAAUAAUUUGUGCCCUCAUGAGCUUCAAGUGUUGAACAAUGAUGGUGAAGUUGUGGCUUGUAAAAGUGCUUGCUUGGCUUUCAAUCUUGAUUCUUUUUGUUGCAGAAAUGAGUAUGGAAGCCCUGAGAAGUGCAAGCCAAACGUUUACUCAAAGAUUUUCAAGGAGGCUUGCCCAAGUUAUUAUAGUUAUGCUUUUGAUUCACCUCCUCCUUUGGUUAAUUGUGCAGCUAAAGAAUAUGUCAUCACCUUUUGCCCUUCUUCAUGGGGUGGUGAUCACAAUUCUACAUAGCUAAUUGAAGGUGAUGAUAUGCUUGACUAUAAUUAAUUUCAACUAGAAAUUAAGAAAUUAAUAUUGAGAGUUGUGUACUUCUCUUUUUUCCAAUAAAUAAAUAAUUAUAUUUAAACUCUA